UUUUUCUUGUUGACACUUUCUAUUGAGUUUGGAUCAAGCUUUUAUGGCUUUCCACUUUUUAUGAAAUGAAUAAAGGCGUGAUUUUAGCCGAAGUAUUCUUGUAUUCAUGCCAUAUGCUUUUUGUUAGGCUGUGUCUGUCGCUGUCACAGUGACAUACAGCAGAAACACAGACUCUCUUUUUUCUCAUUUCCACUUGUUCUGAUGUGACUUAUUUCUGUGCCGUCACCUGGCAGUCGUGGACUGUUCUGCUCAUUGCUGUUCUAGUUUAUUGGGUCAUCACUGGAGAUAGAGCCUUGCUUGGGUCUGUACGAGCAUUAAAUAAACCAUUCCUGCCUCCAAAACUGAAAGUCCAGUUAAGCAAAACAGAGUUAAUAAGAAGAGAAUUAUAAUAUAUAUUUACUGUUAAGAUCAUCUUAACAAUUAAUUGAUUUGUUUAGCUGGUGGAGCUCCAUGUCUUUUUUGUCCCAGAGGAAGUGUGGAACUUCAAGCUGAAUACAGUUCCUUUGGCUCUUGCCAGCAAAUUCAUCUCAGCUGGGUUUAUAAGGGUGUCUCCUCACACUACAUUAAGAAUGCUACGAGAGAAGCUUGGAGAAUACCUGGGUGGAGUUGCAGUUGCAGACAAAUUCCAAUUUUUAAAAUGCAUUGGGAAAAAGCUUGCAGUGGUGAAAGCAAAGCAAGAAGCAGAGCUGAAACUGAAAUCGUUUGCUCCCCCUUAUGCACUGUAUCCUGAAUUAUAUUUAUUACCUCAAGUGGAAUAUUUUGAAGAUGUUUAUCCUUUAUCAUCAUCAACACAACAAAGACAUCACUUUAAUGCGGAAACUUAUAGGUAUGGUCAUGGAUCAAGACUACCUAAUCUUCCCCAACAGAAAACUGAAAGCAAACAAUUUUUAGAAAACAUACAGAGCAGUCAUCAGCUAGAAAAUCAGAAAGUGUACAGUCCUGCAGAAUGGUCUGAGAAGGAAUCUCUUCCAGUAUUGCACACGAGUCAUGAGCAAGACCACAACAGGAUUACAGAAACACAGACACAGUUCAGAGAGAAAGAUCGAAUUGGAUCCAAGGGAUCUCUCUUCACACCAAGUCCUUUAAAUCCUGCAGAUCAAGGGACUGGAAAAAGCUGUAUAGUACAAAAGAACUCCCAGCAUAGCCAUCUCAGCCAGGAUCCAAAGGAGCCUCAUGCUCCUAAGUUGAAUGACAAAGCCAAAGGAACUGCUCUUACUCUUCAUGUAAACCACAGUGAUGAACAAGACCAAAAUAACCAAACACAUCAAAAUCUCAUGACAUAUCCAAAAGAACUAAACAGCAGGCUAAUUACAAACGUGGAAAAUAAUGAUCACCAAAAAGAUGGCACACUAAGAGGAGACAGAACACAGCAAUCUGGAGUUCACAGAACACUGGAAGACCAAACCACAGAAUACAUACACAAAAACCAAAGGUUGCUGCCGUACAGAACUAGCAAGUCUGUAACUGUUCUUGGUGAAAACCUGGAUGAUCAGGCAAAUGAGAACAAUCAAAAUGAUCCGACUUGUCCAAAAGAAUAUGCUUCUCCUCCUAGUCUACCUCUUCUGGCAAUUUCUGUAAGCACAGCUCAAGUUCCAGCAGUUCAGGCAGAAAAAAACAAGAUGGUAGAACAAUUGGAACAAAUGAAGAAAGACAGAAGGCUCAUGGAAAAAAACAGAGAAGAACUGGUCAAAAAAGUGAAAACACUACUGGAACAAAAUAAACUGAAGAGAUAUCAUGAUCGUGAAGAAUGGAAGAAGAAAUACUUUGAGACUAAGAAAGCUACAGUUUCACUGGAGAAUGUUUUAAGCAAACUGAGACAAGAUUUAGAGCAUUGCCACCAGAAAUUACUCUUGCAAUUAGAAGCCAGAUAUAGCCGAAAACAAUCAAACAAUACAACAAACUUGAAGAAUAACAGAAUCAUCCAGAUUACUACAGUGCAGCAUGAACUUGAUCAACUGAAAAGGAAGCUGGAUGGUACAAAAAUGAAACUUGUAAUAGAAAUUAAGAUGAGAAAGCAGGCAAUAGCAGAUUUACGAGCACUGAGAGCAGAACUGAUGCAGAAGAAGAUUCAUUCAGCUUUAAUUCUCCAGUCUGGGAAAUCUGGAAUUUAAGAGCAUGACUCAACAGUA
This is a messenger RNA of Phasianus colchicus (ring-necked pheasant), 2129 nucleotides long. It is a transcript of the gene SPATA1, whose product is annotated as spermatogenesis associated 1. Lineage: Eukaryota; Metazoa; Chordata; Aves; Galliformes; Phasianidae. The record is from RefSeq and is a predicted model, not a curated record.